Aspergillus calidoustus is the source of this 1585-nucleotide messenger RNA. The record is from the annotation of a GenBank genome assembly. NCBI's taxonomy places the organism in Eukaryota, Fungi, Ascomycota, Eurotiomycetes, Eurotiales, Aspergillaceae.
AAUAAGAACUUGAGCAUUUAUUUCUCGCCUAAGGUCCCAAGAGUUUAUAUUAACUAUACUACAUUUUGCUAGCCAUUAUGGGAUCUAACACGGAGCCUACAUACCUCUAUCAAAGUGUGACUGACAGCCACUCUCCUCCGAUGGUCACAUCCGCUCAAGGGAUGUACUUCACCCUGGAAAAUGGCCUCAAGAUACUAGACGCAACAUGCGGAGCUGCCGUGUCAGCUCUUGGCCACGGCAACGAGCAGGUCAAAGAUGCAGUUAUCCGCCAAUUAAAUACGGUGGCAUACUGCCAUCCAGGAUAUUUCCAGAAUAGUCCUGCCCUUGAACUGGCGGACUUGCUUAUCGACUCUACCGGCGGGCGGCUGUCCCGUGCAUGCAUCCUUGGAUCUGGCUCUGAAGCUGUCGAGGCCGCGAUGAAACUAGCCUAUCAAUAUUUUGCGGAACAGACGCACGGAACGACGCAACGGAUCAAUUUCAUAUCUCGAAGAGGGUCGUGGCACGGUUGCACUAUAGCAGCACUUUCUGUCGGCGACAUCAAAGCCCGGAGGACAAUUUUCGAGCCUCUGCUGCUAAAAAACGUGUCCAAGGUGUCGCCCUGUCACCCAUGGAGAGAAAUGCGCCAGGAUGAAUCAGUCGAACAAUAUGUGGCUCGCCUGAAGGACGAACUGGAAGAUGAAUUCCAGAGACUCGGCCCUGACACUGUCGCUGCAUUUAUUUUGGAACCCAUGGUUGGGACUGCCUUAGGUUGUGUUACUGCGGCCCCAGGGUAUUUACGUGCAGUAAGGGAAGUCUGUGACCGACAUGGAGCCCUUUUGAUAUUCGACGAGAUUAUGUGCGGACUUGGCCGGACCGGAGCGCAGCACGCCUGGCAACACGACGACGUGGCCCCGGACAUUCAGACCGUGGGAAAGGUACUUGGUGGAGGAUACGGCCCCGUCUCUGCUGUUCUGGUCAGUGAGCGGGUCAUUAACGCACUGAAAAGGGGUAGCGGCUCCUUCUCCCAUGGACAUACUUACCAAGCCCAGCCACUUGGGUGCGUCGCUGCCCUUGCGACCCAGCGGUAUAUCAAGGAUAACAACUUGGUCGAGAAUGCACGGUGCAUGGGGGGUUAUCUUGGAGAGCAAUUGAAAAAACACUUGGAGAAUCACCCUCUUGUGGGAGAUAUUAGGGGUCGAGGGUUGUUUUGGGGGGUGGAGCUUGUCCAAGAUAAACGGUCCAAGGCUCCAUUGGAUCCAAAGCUGGGUUUGGCCAAGCGAAUUAGGGCUCGAGGGCUAGAAAAGGAUUAUGAGGUUUGUAUAUUUAGCGCUACCGGUGCUGCUGAUGGUUGGAAAGGGGACCAAUUCCUCAUCGCUCCACCAUUUACAGUGCAGAAAGGUGAUGUGGAUGAAAUCGUGAGACGUGUAGCGAAGGUUAUGGAGAGCGUAUGGAACGAUAUCCAAACGGCUCUCAGCGGCUAGUCAUUCUGUGUUUUCAGCUGACGAAAAGUUUGAUCUCAAGGAUUGAAUGCUCUUGGCUUGUUUUGGGGGUAAACUAUCGUUGAUUGUUUAGUUACUUGAUCAAUCCAUUUCCCUUGACUCCGAUC